This is a messenger RNA of Suillus clintonianus, 634 nucleotides long. RefSeq lists its product as uncharacterized. The transcript has 2 exons. The record is from RefSeq and is a predicted model, not a curated record. NCBI's taxonomy places the organism in Eukaryota, Fungi, Basidiomycota, Agaricomycetes, Boletales, Suillaceae. Bases 87 to 623 code for a protein of 178 amino acids.
GUGCCGCUUUGGGUAGUCAUUGUAUUUGGACAGCGCUGACCACACAAAGUUCCUUCAUUCGCAUCGUACAAAGCAUCGACAAUCAAAUGAUACCUUUUCAUGCACUAUACCCACCCAUGAUGCAGCCUGAACAUUUGGCUUGGAUGGUCAAUCCUUCCAGCCUGGACGAGGAAGGAAAAAUUCUCGCUGUCCUCAAGAUACUUCGUGGAUUGCGGAUGACGGUCAUGGACCUCAUGCUGCACUCAAUCUCGCAAAGACCCUCCAUGGCAACUUGGAGGGAAGGUUUUUUUCGGAGCAAUGCACUUGUGCAAUUUCUUAAUGUGUUGGGCACCGACGAGCGAUCGAGCGAGCACCUCCGUGUCAGUUUACGACCCCUUGCUAUCGCAAUGGUUAUUGAUGAGGUUGACACUGAGAUGGAGGCCGCUAGACAUAUUUUUCAUAUGUCAUCGAAAGACGUCACCCCCGAACUACUCCUCUCGUUUAACCUCGACACAUUUUUGACAGAGUGGCUGUCUUGUCCGGAGAAAGAAGUAACGGGAGAAUCAUUGCGAGGGUCUUGCCGGAGCCUGUUGCAGCUCGAAGUACGACGUGUCUUCCAGAAAGUAACGAUACGAGACAUCUGAGUUGAAACAAC